Molecule: messenger RNA, 8587 nt
Organism: Homalodisca vitripennis (glassy-winged sharpshooter)
Lineage: Eukaryota; Metazoa; Arthropoda; Insecta; Hemiptera; Cicadellidae
Product: polycystic kidney disease and receptor for egg jelly-related protein-like
Exons: 2
Coding region: 3688-8421 (1577 amino acids)
Biological process (GO): detection of mechanical stimulus
Cellular component (GO): membrane
Molecular function (GO): protein binding; calcium channel activity
Source: RefSeq, a predicted model, not a curated record
UUAGAGCAAGAGGAUGAAGUAGGAUCAAUAUCAAAUUUGUCAGGUUUUAGAUUAUUUCUCUGUAUUAGUUAGGAUUUACAAUAAAAAGAAGGCUUGCUAUUUAGCAUUCAAAUGCAUAAUAUGAUUAAAUUUUAAUGAAAAUCAACCCAAUUAAGAAAAAUAAACAAAAUAAAGGGUUUAAACAUUACAUGCAAUUUCAUUCAAUAAAAUAUAGAACAUAAAUAUAAUAAAUUUGACAUUAAAAAGAUUAUGUACACAUGAUCUAACAUAUGGUAGUUUAUAUUAAUAAUGUAACAGUAGGGCUGUGGCUCUCUACCCAAGAGAUCACACAGUUCGAUUCCCAGAGAAAUAAAAAUAAACAUUUGCAAGUGGGUUUGGACUGUUUUCUUUUUAAAAUGUUUAAUUUAAUUAAUUAAAAUACCAUUCGUGGAAACAAACCCUUUUAAAAUUUGUACAGUAGCAAAAAAGUGUGUUAUAUAAUUUUUAAUCAACAGAUGUUGUAAUGAUUUUUUUUUCUAUAAUACUUGUAACAAAUAAUUUAACAAUCUAUUUUUAUGUUAGAAUAAAAGAUUUUCACUAUUUUCAAGGUGGUUGGGGAAAUUGGAGCAAGUUAACUUCCUCUGGAAUAUUCUUCUCCAUAAAAGAAAUUCUCUAUUACUUACUCACCUUGACAAAUAUGCAUACUAACUUGAAGCAGCAUAUUAAAGACUUUAAAAGAAGAGUGGUUGCCAGGAGUUUACUAACAUGUACUUACAACCUCAACAAAAAGCUGUGAUUGCGUUGUGUCAAAUAUAAAUUUGCUGAAUUAGAGUUGUUUGAGAUCAAUCACAUGAAUUAAUUUUUUAAAGUUUUUUCUUCUACGAUUAUAUUUUGGGCUACAACAUGAGAUUUUAUGGGAUAGGGAGUUGUAACCUCUUGUAUUCUUCCCUUGGCUGUGCCCCAUGUAGUGCCAGCUUGACAAUAUACAAACAUUAUGUAAUUGUUUAAAUUAAUACACUUGUCAAAACAACAUUAAAUAGCUAUUUUGUACUUACUAAAACCUGAAAUAGUGCAAUUUUACUGACUCAAUGCACAUCACUAUGAAAUAUAUUUUAAUAAGAUAGUGCUCGAAAAAUUUUAGCAAUUUUACAUAGAUCUCUAUAUGUGACAAUAAAUGCCCCUGCAAUAAAAAAAGGGGGCAACACCAACAUUUGAAUUUUUAAUUGUGCUGUCAUUCCAUGUAAUGUGGCUUGGUAAUUCAUAAAAUAAAAAUGUCCUAUUCUAUAUCAAAAAUUGAUCAAUUUAAUUUUGUUCAUUAAAUCUACAAAAUAAAAAAGUGUUACUAAUAUAAUUCCAAAGACCACGGCAGCUAAUAUUAAUAAAAAUAAAUGUAAGAAUAUCUUUUGUGAGUUAAUAUUCUAAUUCUUUGGCUAACUAAAAGGUACCUCAACAACAAAAUGUUAUUUUUUGGUAGCAAAAAAUUUAAAUUUUAUAAACACCAGAUUUACAGUGUCAUUUCACUAAUUAACUGUGUGGAUUUUGUUGUUUUAUUAAAAUUAUCUUAUUAUAGACUGUACAAAAUUUACAGGGACAGUAAGAUCAAGAUUUCUAAAUUGGACUCUCAAUUCUAACACCUGAUUUAAUGUUUACAUCAAAUUUCAGUUGCAACACAGAUUGUGUAUUAUUAUUUUAUUUUGCUAAACAUUUACAACAAUCCAAAGGUAAUCCAAUUAACUUCUUAAUUUCAGGUUCUCUGUUUAGAAUAAUGGAAAUGAAUUUCAACACGCUAUUAAUUUGUAUAAACUUAUAUGAUCUGUUCCCUUCACUUGAAUGAUUGGCCAUAAAUUAAAAAAUAUUAAUAAAUCUUCAUUUUUAAAAGGAACAGGGUUGGAAAAAUGGUGGCAUCUUUCAAUUUGUUAUGUUGUAUUAUAUUACUGUGGUCUUACAAUGUAAACAUGGAGACAAGGAAGAUUCCACAAAAGUGCACCGUUCCUUACUCAAAAGGCUCACUGAUUGAGCCUUGUGGAUAUUGCCGAGUAUGUGUUAAAGAAGAGAAUAAAGGGAUUACCAUUAACAGAUGUCUAAACCCAAAUAAUGUGGCAAAAGAUAUUUUUAAGUUUCCACUAUUUAAUGAAAUCAAAAUAGUAGCAACUCCCAUUCCUUACCUUGUUUGUAAAAAUGUUAACUAUUGCAAACCUAUAUAUGCUUCGCAAAGUCGAUGUAAUUGUAGUGAAGCUCGGAAAGACAAGAAGGGUAAAGGUGAAUGUAUCAGUAUGUUUGGCUCCUGUAAAUGUGGUUGUGAAAAUAAUAGGUACGGACAGUUGUGUGAAAAUCCCAUUCCUCCAGGAAUUGAUAAGGAAUCAUUUGCUGAUAUUCAAAAUAUUAUUUACUCGCCCAUGACAUUUUCAAGUGACUAUGCAUCUUUUACAAUCUAUUUUUACAGAACUGGAGUUAAUGUUAAUAUUGAGAUCCUAACUGAGCGUGAAAUUUUAAUAUAUGAUGAAUUAAGUUGUAGAAAUAAUGUUUUAUCUUUCUAUGAUCACUGCAAUAAUUUGUUUGGGGAAGGAGAACUUUAUUUAUAUGAGACAUUUUGCAAGGGUUCACCCAUAUAUCUAGAUGAAUCUGACAAUAUAGAGUGUGCAGUGGUGGUCAACCUUGCUUUUCCUCGAGUUCAAAUAAAUCCUCAAAAUGCAAACAAGUUUAUUCAUAACAACCCAAAGAUAAAAAAUUUUACCAUGAAAGAUGUUGUCGCCAAGCUUGAAGUUGUAAACAUUUUUGUCCGCAACAAAAUGUUGGAUGAGUCUGAUAAAAUGACAGUAUUUUCUAAAGAAAAUGAUUUUAUAGUCAUUUAUGAUAGUAAAUCUCAUCUGGAAACUUGUCUUCCACGUGUAACAAUAUCCAAAUAUGGAAGCACAAUGUUUAACGUACCUAGUUUUCCUCGUACAAAAGAAAUAGUUGUUACGAGUACAGUCACCCUCAAUGAUGAUCCACAGUGUGAAAAUCAGGGAGAUCCAGAAUUGAAUUGGUUUAUAUGGCUUAUUGGAUUAAAUCACAAUGAAAUGGAGGAUAUUCCAAUUUUUGAAGCCUUCAACACUCCUGUAUUAAUUUUAAAGGCAUUUAUGUUGGAAUUUGGCAUGUAUAAAGUAAAGCAUGAGGUCCAUUUUGUUGAAAGAACUUUUAGUAAAGAAACCACAUACUGUUACUUCAAAAUUGUACCACUUCCUUUGGAACCAAUCAUUAUUGGAGGCAGUUUGAGAUAUGUUUAUUAUAAAAACGAUUUAGAACUCAUCACCACAAACAUAACAGACCUGAACAUGCCUUUGUCUCAACAAAUGAGUGUGAGACGUAUUUGGUAUUGUAACGACACUAAUGACCCUUUAUGCAAUCCGGUUGAAACAAAAAAUUUAACAUUGAUAAGAUCUGGACCAUUUGUGAAAGGAAAAGUUUACAAUAUUAUAAUGAAAAUAAAAACUUCUACAAAUUUUGAGGAAGUCAGUCAAAUCAUAAUCAUGACUUCAAAUCCAGUCCCUAGUUUACUAAUUGAAUGUUUAAAAAAACUGUGGAGGGAAGAAUUUUAAAUCAGAUACCAGAGAUAUUUUCUAUUUCAAAGUCAGGAUUUCAUUAUACUCAACUCAACAGGAAGAAGGAAAUAAAGUAUAUGACUGGACAUAUACUACUAAUACUGGUUCAAGCUCAAGCUUAGACCUAAUGAGACAAGAAGAGGAAACACCAAAUUGGAUUCUAAUUGUUAAAAGAAAUACACUAGAUUUUGACCAAGAAUAUACUUUUAAGGUGACAGGAGGAGGAGAUCCUAGAGGGGAAGCACAAAUUACAGUGAAGACUUUUAAGCCAAUAUUGUUAGAGUGUGAUAUUUCACCCAAAGAAGGAGUUGCGGGUGAAACCAAGUUUUUUGUGAAGUGUUCAAUAGAGAACAAUGAACCACGCCCUAUGUCAUUAACACUCAUUUUCUAUGAUAUGUUUGAUAAAGACAGUCUUGACCGGCGUUUGUUAGCUUCAACUUUUGUUAAUGCAGUUGACAACAUUGUUCUUACCAGAGGAACAGUUGCUGUUUUUGCUACCAAUAUAUACGGACAGUAUCAAGACACAUAUCUUACAGUCCUUCUGACCUCUCCAAUCGUAAAUUCCAAGUUCCUUGAAGAGACAACCAAAACUCUUGAGAAUUUCAGCAAAAGUCAAGGAUAUGAACAAAAAAUUAGCUACAUAUCAGCAAUGUGUGACAUUUUAAAUAGUAACCUUCCAGUUAAAUAUGAAGCUGUUGAAACUUUUCUAGAGAUUAUCAACAAAGGACAGGUAAGUAAUUUAGUGGAGCUUGAGUUGUUACUGUCAACUACAAAGGACAUUGUGUGUGAUAAAAACAACUGUAAUAUGCCUUCAAUGACUGGAAGAAGUUAUAUGUUUCUUUCUCAAAUACUGUCUACAGCAGGAAAAUUUUUUGAAAAUGAACUUAUCAGAAUGUCAAGAAUUAAUUCAGAAAUGACUACAUCCAAGGUCAAUUUACUACAAACAACUUUUCUGCAAUGUGCAGGUGUCCUGUUAAGUGUUCGUGAUAAAAGACUAAUGAACAAAAAGUUUGUUGAUAUUGACUACAGCAUUCAUAAACAGUUUAUGUUGGGAAACCUUGAAACCAUGAAAGCUCUUUACAGAGUAAAUCGAGGACUUAUCAUCAAAAAUAUUCCUUACAUCGAACACAAAAGUGUGCAAACAGAACACAUUGAAACCUGGAUGAAAGAUGAUACUCCUACCUUUUUUACUAAAGGGACAAAAGACGGUUAUGGAGGUAGUUAUGUAAGAAUAUCUCAUCGAUUAGCCAACUUUCUCUAUAAAAAAUCCAGUUCAAUUGUACUUAGCACUAUGGAAUUCAAGCAGGAUCCAUAUUGGUGGUCUCAAAUAGAGGAAGUCUCUACUGUGGUAUUUUCUAUAACCUUGGGGUAUGUUUUAAGUGAUCAAAAAUAUAUUGCCAUUAAGUCAUUUGUGUCUCCUAUUGAUAUAUUUCUAAAGAAAAAGAAUAGUGGUUGGGGAACUGUGGAAGGAAACGUGACUCAACCCAACCCUACAGAUGAUCUUGAUAUAAAUGAUUUGGCUGUUGCUAUUCACAGAAUACAUCCACCUAAAGGAUCAAUGAUUUCAUUGAAUUUUACCAAGUUAGAAGAAAAUGAUGUAUUGAGAGUAUAUGUUAGUAUAAAUAAACGUCCAGAUUAUGAUCAGUUACUAGAGGGAACUUUGAUUACCAAUCAAUUUCCAUGGUAUCAACCUUUGGUAUGGACAAGAGAGGAUGAUGAUAUUUUAUUUAUUGGAAUUUUACCUGGAAACAAUGUUUCAGUUGGAGAAACUAUCUCAUAUAAGUUUGAGUUCCAAAGCCAAAGGUGUCAAGUCUGGUAUGAGAGCCUGUGGACUAUCUCUGGCUGUAAACUUGGUACGGAAUCGACAGAAGAGCUACUACACUGUCAAUGUACUCAUUUAUCUUCAAUUGCUGGAUUUUUACGAGUUCCGAUAAACUCAGUUAAUCCAUUCACAGAUUACAGGCUAUUUUUAACACUUCCUGAGAAUCCAUAUGUGUUUGCUUUUAUUGGAACGCUUUUCUUAUUAUACAUUGUUUUAUUAAUUUGGUCAGUUAAAAAUGAUAGAAAAGAUAUGAUGAAAACAAGUAUUAUUUUUCUUGAAGACAACAUCACCUCUGACAGGUUUGGUUAUUUAGUAACUGUGUUUACUGGAUCAAGACUUUGUAGUGGAACAACAUCAAACAUCGGUAUUAUUAUACAUGGAAGCGAUGCUUCAAGCCGAUCUCAUAUUUUACGAUCUCCAUUGCGAGAUACAUUGAAACGCAAUUGUGAUGACUGGUUUUUACUUUUUACUCCUGUACAUCUGGGAAUAAUCUCGUCCAUUCAGUUAUGGACAGAUCACAGUGGACUCUCACCUAAUUGGUUUUGUGAUAAAAUUUACAUACACGAUUUAACUACAAACACAGAUUAUUCUUUUAUGUUGAACAAAUGGUUUGGAGUUACUCAAGUGGGUAUUCGUGUAGAAUCAUUUGCAAGACCGGUAAAAAUAGAGAAAGAACAUCAGAUCACUGAAUUUUUCCUAACAAACAUCAUUUAUGGAUUUAGAGAAAGCCAUUUAUGGGUUAGUAUAGUGUCUCGCCACCCUCGAAGUCCCAUAUUAAGAUCUCAACGUUUAUCAAUGGCAAUGGUAGCAUUGAUGGUAACAUUACUUACUAGCAUAAUGUUUUAUGAUGUAGUUAUACCUCAUAUUGAAGAACCAUCCAGUUAUUCAGUCCAAGUAACCCAAAUCUUAAUAUCUAUUUACAGUUUAGCCAUAGCUUCAGUAAUUACUUCAAUAGUUUACCUAGCAUUCAAGAAAAGCUACAGUUAUCAUUAUCUGAAAGAAAGUACUGCAAAAAAACAACAGAAAAGAAAUGAUGACACUCCUAAAAAGGUCGAUAAAAGAUUAAUUACUGGUCCAAAAUCUAAACACAGAAUGGUGAAAUACGCAAAACAGGGCUUAAUUAAACUGAAGAAGAAAUACUUUUACCCUGUACAGAUAAGAACAGAUGAAAAACAGUUUUUCAUUGUUAAGAAAGUAAGGGCAACAUUUGCUUGGAUCUUAUGUAUAAGCACAAUCGUAAUUACAUGUUUUUAUAUCAUUCUGUUAGGAUUAAAAAUCGGCAAAGUAAAAAGUUUACUGUGGCUGACAAGUACAGUGAUGUCUCUUGGAUCAGAUUUGUUUGUUGUGGAUCCGGGUAAAAUAGUCUUUAUUGCUUUAAUUUUAGGUAUUGUACAAACACAAGUAUGUAACUUAUAUGCCUAUGAUCCAAGUAUAUACCAACUAAGAAAAGGACCACAUAUAAAAAUAGACUUAAAUCAAGAUCAAUUUGUUCACAAAUUAAGGUUACAUCAUGCCUACAGACAUUUAUCUAAAGAAAACUUGAAACUGAUCCAAAACCAAAUUAAUAAAAUUCAGAAUUGGUGGGCGUUUAUUGACAGUUUUGAUAUAUGUUUUCUAGUCAUUGCUGCAUUUUGUGUCAUUUCAGAAGCCGUUUCUGGAGAGUUCACAAAUAACUCUUUUUUCAAAAAGUUACUUUUCAAAAAUGUAAAUUCUGGAAAUUACCAACCAACAAUGAGCAUAACAAGCAUCCCUUCUUAUUCACAAUAUAUUCAAGACACAAUUCUGCCUGCUAUUUAUGUAACUAAAUGGUACAACAAAUUACCACUUACAGCUGACAAUGAGAAGUUUGAAGACACUGGUUGGACUCGAGAUGCAGCUCACAGAAUGAUGGGAAUCCCUCGACUUCGCCAGAUCCGAACUGUCCAAAAGUUAUGUAAUAUUCCAUCGAUUUUACAAAAUUUAACAAUGUAUUGUAAUGUACGUUUUUCGUUGUCCACAGAAGAUAUAGAUGAUUAUGGUGCAGAGUGGAAGAAGGUUUUUUUUUACCAAGAUGUUGUGUUUUCUGGACAUCCUUGGUUAUAUACAUAUCCUGAACAAAGCAGCUCUCUCAGUAUAGUUACAGAAUCUGAUAAAAUAUUUCAUGGGGGAGGUUAUAUUGCUGAACUGAAACGAAACCGAAGAGAAUCUGAAGACACAGUUUUCAAUCUCCUGGAUUCUGGCUGGCUGGAUGCAAGAACUAGAGUAGUAUUUUUGGAAAUUUCAAUUUAUGGUGUCAAUGAAAAUGUUUUUACCUCAAUUAUUUUCUUAACUGAACACUUGGAAAGCACAUUGAUUAUUUCAGGUGAACGAGUCUGGUCAAUUAUAAUUCAAAAUGGGAAUGUUUUUGACAUUAUAUUUAUUAUAUACGCAAUUCUUGGAAUAAUAAAACUCAUUAUGAUUUUAAACACAGUGGGAGUAACAACAUUUGUAACAAGUUUUUGGACAAUGUACGAUCUGGGUUUAGUCUGUAUUGUAAUCAGCUACUUCUUGGGUCACAGAAUGUAUUUGUUCAUGUCUUCAUUACAAUACGAAGAACUGCAAAAGAGUGGGAAAGACAGAUUAUCUCAGUUUCAUAGACUGAUUUUCGAUCUUCAUCUGUUUCGUAUUUUAUUGGGAUUAUUAUUUAUUUUUGCAAUGAUUAGAACUCUUCGAUUGCUUAAAUAUGGAACAAGGAUCAUAUCUCAGAAGCAAAAGUAUACACUGUAUUUAUCUUGGCCCAAAAUACUGUGGAUGACUUUAGCUCUGAUAACAAUUCUGUUCAGUCUGCAACGAUUGGUUGCCUAUACACUCAACACUCUGUAUCCAAUAAGAAUUUCUAAUUUGGCUGCAUACAAAAUGAGUUUUCAUCACUUGAGUAAACGUGCAAUUCCUUCAGGCAACAAAAUGUUUAUUUUACUCCCAUGCUUUACUUCGUCUGUGGCUAUAGUUUUUUACGUCUUGGUUUUAGUUAAAAGCUACAGUAUUUCAUCCAUUGUUUAUGAGAGAGAAAAACUUGCAUGAAUUAAACUGUACCAAUGAUCAAAUAAAUCAAGAAAUUGUUUAGACAUUAUUAACUUGUAAAAAUAUUGACAAUAAAUAUCAAUUUUGUACACCAAAUAAAUGUUGAUUACCCUUUUUUAUUGAUCACUGUAACAUUUUACUUUGUUAUUCACAACUACACAAUAGU